GCGUUAAGAGCUUCUUAACGUGUUUGGGAAACGCGGCCAAUAGCAUUUACUCUGCUAGUGGUGGUGGUAGUGUGGAACUCUACACUGAACUCGGACUGACCUCGGUUCUGUUGCCUACAUUAUGGAAGUAGGGCUAUUUUGCCCGAAAAGUCAGCCAUGGUUUGAAAGGGACUUCAGAGAAACCUCCUCUGUUUGAUGUUAGGCCUAUGUGUCUCACUGCACGAGGAUUUGGGAAGCCCAUCAGUUAACAUCUGUCAAGGUCCUUCUCUGGGAGAACAUUUCCCUAAAGAGCCAUGGCCCUUUCCACUUGUAACCUGUCCUGCGUGGUUGCAGUACUAAUCUGCUGGAGUGGAGCUUCCACAUUUGCCUUUCCACUAAACAUUACAAUGGAAAUGAGUGGUGAUGGUGCAGAACCAGAGAUUUUCCCUGCAGUGCUUACCACUCACAUCCCUGUUUCAGUUGCUCCAACCCAAAAGGUCAGCACUAUUACCACUACUAUCAUUCGCAUAAAGGACUUUGUCUUCAACCAAGUGGUGGAUGUCUUGAAGGAGAAUCUGCUGCUGUUUACAGUGGUGACCUCUCUCCUCAUUGUCAUUAUCUUCAUUGUGUGUUGUGCCUCUGCCAUGAGUCACAAGCGUAAACUGGACACCUUCUACCCUCCCACCAAAAAAUACCUUCCCAGGACAUACAUGGACCAUGGGGCCCAUUCAAAGGAUCCUUAUCCUGGGCUGGUGCCCCAAGCAAACACUGCCAUAGCCAAGAACCUACGCACACCAUCUAAAGCACUUGUGGGGGCCAAAGAGGGCAAAGAACCAAGACCCAAGCCCCUUGAGGGUCCAGUUAUGCAGGAGUUUGAGGAGGUGGAAGUAGAAAUGCAAAAGGAUGAACCAAAACUGCAAUCUGUAAAACAAAGUGCUAGUCAAAGUACAAGUCAACCUGUGGUGUGCACCUGCCACCUCAGGAAGGCCAGUCCCCCGUCUGAGUGAGAAAGUGAGAUUGACAGGUAGUGAUACAUAACAUUUUUUCCAGGGAAAAGAAUGGUUCAUUUCUUUGUCAUAAUAAUUCUACUGUUACAAAUUCCUGAUUUCUGAUUAUUUUUCUUUCUGCAAUUCUGUAACACAGUGUUUAAUACUAAUUUUAAUUCAAUGUGAUUGUUUCCUGUUCAGGAACAUGUAUUAUUAAUAGGCUGUUACACAAUAUUAAAGGAAGUUUGUGAGCACGUAUACAUCUCUGCUGGGCAUACAUUAAAAUGUUUAUGAUUUCAAGAACCAAAAUGUAUUUCAAGUCUAUUGUAGUCUAUGAAAACAAGCUCAGACCAUGUUGCAUAUGAUCACUGAGCCAACCUUGUCAUAAACGCACACUGGUCACUGUGCUGAUGUAUUAAAUCCAUUAUGAUUAGUAAUUGCAUAAAAUGGAGUAAUGUGUUAUGGUCAUUUGUAAUGUGACAGAAUGUUUUGCUAAGUGUAAAAUUGUCCAUACCAGUAAAAAGCCAAAAUAGACUAAUUAUAAUAACUUAACAGAUGUAUUUGUUUGAUAUAUGUUGAUUGCCCUUAAUAAAAUGAGACAUUUUGCAUGGAAAA
Messenger RNA from Sardina pilchardus (European sardine), 1580 nucleotides. RefSeq names its product transmembrane protein 119a (gene tmem119a). The record is from RefSeq and is a predicted model, not a curated record. Gene Ontology annotation, biological process: ossification; positive regulation of osteoblast differentiation; positive regulation of osteoblast proliferation. NCBI's taxonomy places the organism in Eukaryota, Metazoa, Chordata, Actinopteri, Clupeiformes, Clupeidae. Gene Ontology annotation, cellular component: plasma membrane. The transcript is spliced from 3 exons. Bases 294 to 986 code for a protein of 230 amino acids.